GGGCUCUGGACUCUGCGGCUGGCCGCCACCGCGGGAGCCCGAGAUGGACUGGCAGGCACCGAGGGCGCAUGGAAGGACCUUGUUCCUAUUGGCAGAAAAGGCCAGCUGCUGAGCCAGGCUGCAUCUCCAGGAGCCCGUGGCUGCCUGGACUCGCCUCGCCUGCCCUGCAUGGGCCGCCGCAGGCUGUCAGUUACCACUAGUGACAUCACAAGGCUCCCUGCCCUCCACCCUGGGGGGGUCAGUCCAAUUGUUGAAGUCCCGGGCUCCCUGCACCAACCCCAGGCUGAGGAACAGCUGCUCACUGUUCCCAGUGUCCUGGGAGGGAGGUGAACUCCCAGUUCCUCACCAAGUUGCCUAGCUCCUAAAGUAGAAAAUGAUGCUCUUGUCCCCUGGGAUUGCCUGGGGCCCAAGGGCUGUGAGUGCAGCUGGGCAGCCGGGGCACAGAGGAGGCAUAGGGUGAAAUGGUGACAGGGACUGCAGUCACCAGUAAAUGUACAGGUCACCAGGUAGAGUCCUGCCAGCGCACCUCUCUCCCAGGCAGGGUGGUGCAGUGGUGAAACUGUGGACCCCCUCGCCCCCACUUACUGGUGACGGGGCUGUGUGAGGUACUGAACCUCUCUGUGCCUCUGUCUCUUCAUCUGUAAGACGGAGACCAGUCAGUUCCCGUGGGCGACUCCUGCUGCGAUCUCGGGGGAUCAUGCCCAAGCCCCUCAACUGCUUGCUGUGGCUGCUUCGGGGCGCCCAGACACGGGUCUGCACCCUGUUCAUCAUUGGCUUCAAGUUCACGUUUUUCAUCUCCAUCCUGAUCUAUUGGCACAUCGUGGGAGAGCCCAAGGAUCAAAUGCGACUCUAUAACUUACCUGUGGACAUCCCCUGCCCCCGUGUGGACCCUCCUCCCUCGCCCUCCAGCACCCCGACUCCGGGCCACAUCUUCUUCCUGGAGACAUCUGACCGGACCAACCCAACUUUCUGUUCAUGUGCUCGGUGGGAGUCGGCGGCCAGGGCCCACCCUGAGUCCCGGGUGGUGGUGCUGAUGAAGGGGCUGCCUGGUGGCAGUGCCGCCCUGCCCCGUCACCUGGGCGAUCUCACUCUGGGCUUUCCCAAUGUCCAGAUGCUGCCCCUGGACCUGGAGGAGCUGUUCCGCGACACGCCCCUGGCGACCUGGUAUGCAGCCUUGCAGCCGCGCUGGGAGCCCUACCUGCUGCCAGUGCUGUCUGACGCCUCUAGGAUCGCGCUGCUCUGGAAAUUUGGUGGCAUCUACCUGGACACAGACUUCAUCGUCCUCAAGAGCCUGAGAAACCUGAGCAACACGCUGGGCACCCAGUUCCGCCUACGUCCUCAACGGUGCCUUCUGGCCUUCGAGCGCCAGCACGAGUUCAUGGCACUGUGUAUGCGCGACUUUGUAGCCAACUACAAUGGCUGGAUUUGGGGCCACCAGGGCCCCCAGCUGCUCACGCGGGUCUUCAAGAAGUGGUGUUCAAUCCGCAGCCUGGCUGAGAGCCACACCUGCCGCGGAGUCACCGUCCUGCCCCGUGAGGCUUUCUACCCCAUCCCCUGGCAGAACUGGAAGAAGUACUUCGAAGACAUCAGCCCAGAGGAGCUGGCCCGGCUGCUCAAUGCCACCUAUGCCGUCCACGUGUGGAACAAGAAAAGCCAGGGCACACACUUUGAGGCCACAUCCAGGGCGCUGCUGGCCCAGCUCCACGCUCGCUACUGCCCCACGACCCACGAGACCAUGAAGAUGUACUUGUGAGGGGCCAGGCUGCCCCCACCACAUCGGUGCUCCACGCCCUUCCUCGGGAGGCCAGGUGGGAGGGAGGAGAGGGGUCAGAGUGACCCCUGGGC
Molecule: messenger RNA, 1845 nt
Organism: Castor canadensis (American beaver)
Lineage: Eukaryota; Metazoa; Chordata; Mammalia; Rodentia; Castoridae
Source: RefSeq, a predicted model, not a curated record